Molecule: messenger RNA, 366 nt
Organism: Paramecium sonneborni
Lineage: Eukaryota; Ciliophora; Oligohymenophorea; Peniculida; Parameciidae
Source: the annotation of a GenBank genome assembly
AUGUUGAUGAAGUGCUAAUUAAAUUAAUAGAAGAUGAAAGACAAAAUUAACAUGGAAUUAUAAAUAAAUUGGAAUAGAUGUUAGCCAAGUUUAAUGCAGAGGAAUAGUUAAUUCUCAUUAAAUAGAGUUCUUAUUAAACUAAAAUAAUAUAUUUAUUUAAGUCCAGUUAGGUUAAUCAAUCUAGCUUCCUCUAUAUUAGAUAAUGUACAUGAUGAAAAGCUAGAACUUGGAUUUAAAAAAUAUUGUUUAUUUGCUGCACUCUAUUUCUAAAACAUCAAAGAUUUUCAAAGAUUGGAUGAUAAAGUUGUUCAUUCAUAAAAUACAUUUUUUAAACCUUCAAAGAUAGGAAUAAUUAUGAGAAAUUGA